CAACAGCGUCGACGCUCACGCGACCGACGUCGAUCAUCAACAACCCUAUUUUGACGCCGAAUACCCACGACAUGUCUGGCAUUCCAACCGCGAAUCGUGCCCCGAGGGUAUCUGGUCUGCCCCUCCCAGGGCGAGGCACAGGCAUACCUAUGCCAGGACGACCGCGUUCCUCAGUGUCUGGCGGCUCUCGUCCGUCGUUGAGCAAGGACGACGACGACACCAUAAUGGUCUCUUCUCUGGCGGCUGCGGUAAAAGCGAGGAAUCCGUCGGACUAUACCAACGGAAACCUUGCUCAUGCUGAACCCGCUCUUGAGCGAACUCCUGCACCUCGCAAGUCCAUUGGACCGCGGCCCAGUAUGCUAACCGCAUCGACUCUGCGACCUCCUCGACCACCAUCUUCUGCCUCUCAGGCAUCAUACACGUCGACGCGUCUUCAGAUACCCGAUGCUGAAUCCCCCAAUUCGUUCCAGACUGCAUAUUCGACACCACUACAGACCCCUGCUAUUGGGUCGCGUGCCAGAACACCCUCUACUACUGGUCAACCCCUUCGUUCUGCGCCAUCAGCAUAUCCAAGUCAGCGUCGUCCAGAAAGCAGACAGUCGAUUGGUACAACCGCACGAAGCACCUCUCGCUUAGGUCAGACAUGGGACCGCAGCGCGAGCCGGACCGGGAGACCUUUUGAAGUAGGCGACAGGGUCCGUUUGGAUAACAAGGGAUGGGAGGGCACGUUGCAGUAUCUUGGUGAAGUGCACUUUAGGGAUGGAAUUUGGGCUGGAGUUGAGUUGCUCCCAGGCUUUGCGGGAAAGGGGAAGAACGACGGAUCUGUCGAUGGACGGCGUUACUUCACCUGUGCUCCCAACAUGGGCGUGUUCAUUUUGGCCGACAAGCUAUCCGUCCCCGCACCAACCUAUGCUCGACCUCCCUCUUCUGCCUCUGUGACGAGUCGGGCAGGACGCGUCACGCCUUUCAAUGAACCACCUACUCCUGAACCCGAGACUCCCUCAGGCUUCCGCUCCCGUGUCCAAGCUGCUGCUGCUGCCAGUCGCGUCUCUGCUGGUUCCCGAGCUAGCAAAUUCCUGGGAAUGACAGCGCAGCAGCUGAGAGAAGCAGGGCUGGCAGACCUUGCUAGGCAACCAGAAAGUAUUCCCGAAAGCCCAAUGCGCAGUCCCAACCGACCGCCCUCGACACCAAAAUCCUCAGGGAGACAGUCAUUCGGUCUUCCAACCCCACGUGCGCGGCAGAGCUUGGGCAUGGGCGGACCGACGCCGAAGGCGAAGCCGAGGACCGCUGACCUGUCAGUUCCAAUGUCGCCCCCGCUGACAUUACCUGCUCUCAGCGCUGCUAGCACAAGCGCAAAUACCAGCCUCCAAGAAGAGGAAAUUACUACUCCAGAGGAGAGGCACCUCGAAUCCGGAAGACGCGCUUUCCAGAAUCGUGUCGCCAAGCUCAUGACUGAUGACCUUGGUGUCGGCCGGUCUCCCGGACAAAGCACCCCGCCUGGUUCUGCGGCCGCCUUUAUGGACGAUUCGCCCCUCGCGUUGCGUAGUUCCGUCAGACUUCCCGAUCGCAUCGACAUGCUGGAGCAGGAGAACAAGCGGUUAAGGGCCGAUGCAGCGAGAUCUUCCGCGCCUAGUCCUACAAAAUCUGCAGCUUCCCAGGCUCUCAUUGCGGACCUCCAGCACAAGCUCGACACGUCUGAGGAUGCACUCAGUCAGGUGCGGGCGAAGCUUCAGGAGAUGGAAGGAAAAGUCCAGGAGCAGGUGGCUCUUCGAGAGGCUGAGAAAGAGCAGGCAGCCGAUGUCUUAUCCGCAGCUGAUGAAAGGGUUGAUGAAGCAGAAAAGAAAGCUGCAGAGCUGCUUAGCGAGAUGGACACGUUCAAGAAGCGUAUGUCGGAGGUCGAGAAGGAACGAGACGAAAAGAUCGAACAUGUCCAAGAACUUGAGAGGAGAGUAGAGCUGCUUGUCCAGCAGGCAAAUGAAGAGCGCGAGGAUCUCCUCUUGCAAGUGGAGGAGCUCAGGACAGCGGGACAGGAAACAAUCGCCUUCUAUGAAGAGCACAAGUCCGCACAUGAGGCUGAUCGUUACGAACUCGAGCAGAACAUCCAGAAACUCGAAGAAGAGCUUCGUAAGGUCUCCGAAACUGGCGUGCCAGCCGCUGCGGCCCAGCAAGCAGAAACGGUCACACAGAUCGACAACGAGGCAUUGCGUGAACAGGUUGCUCACUACCAAUCUCGCAUUUCGAAGCUGGAAGAUCAACUGGAAGAUAUACAGGCAGAUCGCCUAAAGCAGGAGGAUGCCUAUCGAGCACGCAUUCAGAAAGCCAAAGAUCAAGAAGUGAACGCAAGAAAAGAGCUGGAAAAGAUCGGUCAAGAUAUCGAGGAGGUCAAGAAGGCAGAGGAC
This is a messenger RNA of Dacryopinax primogenitus, 2399 nucleotides long. RefSeq lists its product as uncharacterized. NCBI's taxonomy places the organism in Eukaryota, Fungi, Basidiomycota, Dacrymycetes, Dacrymycetales, Dacrymycetaceae. The annotation marks the transcript as partial. The record is from RefSeq and is a predicted model, not a curated record. The transcript is spliced from 3 exons.